Messenger RNA from Chaetomium fimeti, 982 nucleotides. RefSeq lists its product as uncharacterized. Lineage: Eukaryota; Fungi; Ascomycota; Sordariomycetes; Sordariales; Chaetomiaceae. The transcript is spliced from 3 exons. The coding region runs from base 227 to 796 and encodes 189 amino acids. The record is from RefSeq and is a predicted model, not a curated record.
UCGGGCUGUCGUUACUUGUGCGGGACUUGAGGGGUCGGUUCGGUGACGAGGAGCGGUCAUGGCACGCACUCCAACCCGGCCCGGCAGUCCACCUCUCUGGACAGCACAGCGCUACCUCGUACUUCCCCCGUUGGAACCGAGAAGACUGCUCGCUAGGUAGCAAGACGACCCGGAGUCGAGAUUGCGGUUUCACCGGCCGGGUUGCCAUGUGCAAAGUACCGUGAACAUGGCUCGAAGUCACCACCUCGAAUUUCGGGACAAGGCUCGGGCAUGGAGAGCAAUUGCAGCCAGCGGAAGCAGCCUGGAUCUGUGUAAUACAACAGCACGGAUAGGUCAAAACCCGAUUCGGCCGAGUGCGAAGCAAGCAGAGACAAGGCAAGCUGCAUCCGAUCGAUUGUCCUCCCGUUCCGGGAUUUCUUCGAGACACGAUGCUGCAUGUAGGAAAGAGCGUGUAUCUUUGACGCAGAGGUCUUUAAUCGAAUUUUCCGAAUUAUGGGGCUUUUUACUGAAUUUUAUUUUAUUUAUUCUUUUUUUUCUUUUCUCUUUUCUUCCGUUCCUUUGCACUCCGGUCAUGCCCGCAACCCCUGAGGGCAACCUACAACGGCGAAGCAGAGAUCUCAUGUGCAGCGGAACACCACUUCGUCAAUCCUCCAAACCACACGGAUGCGCCUCUGACACGCAAGCUGCGGCCAUUAAUUUGCACCCGAGCCACACCGCUGACUCGUUGACCUUGUCCCGGCAGUUGGCACCUCACGGCGCAGCUAUUGGGUGUCGAAUCGGAUUGCUUGGCUGUUAACUCCCUUUCUGAGUAUGGUCAUCAGAACUUUGAUGAUAUUGCUUCCGCCCAGCUUCGAUGGUAGUACACGAUGGUCUGCUUCGACAGCAUCCGGGCCAUUCAGGACGGUUUGGCGAUGAUGAACUGAACCAACAAUAGCUAGGCAGUCCAGUUAUACGGCCUACGGUGCCAUCUGACCCUUAUCCC